CACACAGCUCACGUUCACAACCGAGCAACUGUAAAGCCAAGACAACAUGAAGAUGCACAUUCUGAUGGUGGUGGCUGUAGCCGCACUGGUCUCCAGUCUGGCUGAGGCACGGAUCGUGUCCAAGUGUGAGCUGAAAGGCCUGCUUGAAGCAGCAGCUCUCAAGAUGCCGAGCCACAACCACACAGGAAUGUCAGAGGCUGACUUCAUGGCCAAAAUUGUUUGCCAUGUGGAGAAGACUUCAGGUUUCAACACCAGCGUGGUGACUGUUCUGGACCCUGACACUAUCUCCCCUCAAAUGCGGAGAAAGAGAGGUGCUGGAAAAGGCGGCAAGUUCGACUUGGCUAAGUACGUAGGUGAAAAAGGUGGUAGCAAGUCAGGAAGCAAGUCAGGUAGCAAGUCAGGUAGCAAGUCAGGUAGCAAGUCUUCAUCUGGAGAGGACUCAAGUGAAGAGAGUGGCAGUCAUGAGGAACACCAAGACACUGUGUGGACUCUGUAUGGCUUGUUCCAGCUGGGCGACCAUUUGAUCUGCUCCUCUGGCUCCUCUGUGACCCCUAAUCUCUGCCAGAUGAACUGCACUGACUUGAUUGAUGACAACAUAAGUGAUGACAUCACCUGUCUGGAAACAAUCAAGAUGAAACUGGAAACUGGUCCACCAGAACUAGCGGAAUCCUUCAUAAGAACAUACAAGCUGUUGUUCCAGAGGGAAUGUUACACUGUGGUGGCAUCUACAUACUUCGCCUCUUGUUAAAAAACCAUCGAUGGCUUCAGCAAACGUUUUCAUUCUUCAAUUCUCCACAUACAGAGAAACAUUUUCAAACAAAUUACACUCAAUCCUUAGAUGUUUUGAGUAGAGUAGUCAAAUAGAAAAUAAAGUUUGUAAAAAGCA
Molecule: messenger RNA, 886 nt
Organism: Osmerus eperlanus (European smelt)
Lineage: Eukaryota; Metazoa; Chordata; Actinopteri; Osmeriformes; Osmeridae
Exons: 5
Coding region: 47-748 (233 amino acids)
Molecular function (GO): lysozyme activity
Source: RefSeq, a predicted model, not a curated record